Pungitius pungitius (ninespine stickleback) is the source of this 3148-nucleotide messenger RNA. Its product is annotated as zinc-binding protein A33-like. Gene Ontology annotation, cellular component: cytoplasm. The transcript has a single exon. Gene Ontology annotation, molecular function: ubiquitin protein ligase activity; zinc ion binding; protein binding. NCBI's taxonomy places the organism in Eukaryota, Metazoa, Chordata, Actinopteri, Perciformes, Gasterosteidae. Bases 131 to 1579 code for a protein of 482 amino acids. Gene Ontology annotation, biological process: protein ubiquitination. The record is from RefSeq and is a predicted model, not a curated record.
CUUAAAGCUCAUUUGCUUCCUCGUUGCUGAACGGAGCCAGAGACGCAUCACAGGGUGCGAUAUCUCUACUAAACACAAGAACCAUCCAGAUCUGUUAUCCAGAGGGACUCAGAUUUGAUCAUUAAAGGAAAUGGCUGAAAAAAUCGCUAUUGUUGAAAGUUUCCUGAGCUGCCAUGUUUGUUCAGAGACCUUCAGAGAUCCCGUGUCUCUGAGCUGCAACCACAGCUUCUGUUCAAGCUGCCUGCAGCGAUUCUGGGAACAAGAUGGAAACAAGAACUGUCCCAUUUGUAAAACUAAGUCCUCAACGGAUGAACCAGCAGUGAACUUAACGCUGAAGGGACUCGCUGACUCCUUUGCUGAGAGACAGAAAACUGGAUCAACUGAGACGGAACCAGAGAAGGAGAAAGAGGAGGUGGUGUGUGAAGACCAUCCAGAAGUCCCUUUUUGGUUCUGUGAGGACAAGCAGAAAGUUGUGUGUCCUCUCUGUGAGUCCUCUCUCCACCAGAGACACAAGGUGGUUCCUCUAGAACAAGCAGUCAGGAACCUGAAGGACCAGCUGAGAUCUGACUUGAAGUCUCUGCAGGACAAGAAGAACAAACACCAACAAGUGAAGGAAACAUACAAUGAAGUGAUUCAAGUCUCCAAGAAGCAGCUGGUGUCCACAGAGAAGAAGAUCAGAGCAGAGUUCAACAAGCUCCACCAGUUCCUGAAAGAGGAAGAGGAGUCCAGACUGACAGCUCUGAGGGAGGAAGAGGAGCAGAAGGAUAAGACCAUCAGCAGAGAGAUGAAGAUGAUUGAGGAGCAGAUCUCCUCUCUGUCAGACAGCAUCUCUGCUGUUGAAGAAGACCUGCAGAAACACAAGGUGUCGUUCCUCAGCAGUUAUAAAGCCACUCAGACCAGAGCCAGAGUCCAGAGCUCACUGACAGAUCCACAGCUGGUCUCAGGAGCACUGAUAGAUGUGGCCAAACACCUGGGCAACCUGUCCUUCAGAGUCUGGGAGAAGAUGAAGGACCUGGUCCACUUCAGUCCUGUCAUUCUGGACCCAAACACUGCAAACUACUUCCUCUAUCUGUCUGAUGAUCUGACCAGUGUGAGACAUGGAGACACAAAGCAGCAGCUUCCUGAUAAUCCAGAGAGAUUCACUAAGUAUCCAGAUGUUCUGGGCUCUGAGGGCUUCAGCUCAGGGAAACACAGCUGGGAGGUGGAGGUGGGAGACAAUCCUUACUGGUUGUUAGGUUUGGUUAAAGAGUCAGUUGACAGGAAGGGAAAGAUAGGUGCUUCACCAGGCAAUGGAAUCUGGUGUUUAUUUUAUCGCAGUGGAACAUUCACUAAUGGAGCUUGUCAAACUCUCAGAGUGAAAAAGAGUCUCCAGAGGAUCAGAGUCCAGCUGGACUAUGAGAGGGGGGACGUGUCCUUCUAUGACCCUGAAGACAUGACUCCCAUUUGCACUCACAGAGACACUUUCACUGAGAAACUCUUCCCAUAUUUUUAUAUUGGAACGUCGGGUGCUAAAACUGCUGAAAUCAAAAUCUGUCAAACUGAUGUUUCUCUGCAAUGUUCAGUGAAGGCGUUGAAGUGAUUCAUCAGGAUGUUUAUUAUUAGGGCUGUAAAUAGAUUUUAAAACUAAUUAAUCGCACAUUUUGAAAUUCAUUAAUCUCGAUUAAUGAAGGUUUUUGUUGUUGUUACAAUGUUAUGUAUAAUUAAUGUUUAUUUCUUCUAAAUUCUAAAUCUUAUUAAUCACUUUAGAAAGUGUGUUUUUUAGACACUGUUUUUUGAUUUUUAGUGUUAUUUUAAACACAAAACUACACACACAUUAUUUAACAGCUGUGUUUGAAGUGGCCAGGACGUUUUCAAACCACGGUCUUUUAGGGACACAAUGGUCCUCCGCAAACUGUGGGCCGCGCAGGGUAACGUUAGAUGUUGAGAUGGAGGUAGCCUAGCAGCUAGCUUAGCGUAGCAGCUAGCAUAGCCUAGCAGUGUGGUCCGUUUGACACUCACCCCCCUUCUUUUUGAUACGUGGAGUAAUUCGUCUGCACAGUUCUCCACUGUAUGUCGCUCCUCUGUUUGUUUUACUCAUAAUGCAAAGAGCUCUAUCCAUCUUGAUGUAACUGAGUGCAGCUAGCGGCCGUUUUGUUUCCGCGGUGAACUUCCUGUCUACUUCCGGGAACGGAAGUAAACCGGAAGUAAACGAACGAACGUUAACUACGUUAAAAUAUUUUUUUGCAUUAAUCUAGGCCACAUUAAUCGCCUAGAUUAAUGCAUCAAUGUUCACAGCCCUAUUUAAUAUAGUUUGUUGUGUUCUUAAAUUAUUUUGAAAUUAAAGAAUGAGCAACGAAAGUAUAAAUAAGCAGAACUAGAUGUGUGAGGGACACAUGGUUCAAAUUCAAAGAAUACUUUGAAUACUUUACCUUCCAUUACGGUGAGUCGAACAGGAUGAGGUACUCAGAUCACAUGUUAGGAACUUUGUGCUGGUCUAUAAAUGUGAAUGUGGAAUCCCACAGACGUUUAGAACAACAAUGUUCUCACUCAAACUCUCACUCCGUUGAGACCAGAAAAUCUGGUGACAAAUUUCUCAGAGGAAGCAGAAGGUACAAUUUUUGAAACUGCCAGUAGAGUCGAAUUUCUGACCGCAAAGUCAAGGAUAUCUCUGGUUCUGCAGAGUUUUGGGUCUCAGAUGAUAUCCUUAUUGUUUGGAAUGGACUUAUAGUUUUGCGUGUAGGUUAACUUGUGCGAGGUGUGGAUUCUAGGUAAAUUUCUGUUAUUGUCUGCCCUUUGAUCAGCUCGAUAAGAUCACAGCUGUGCCAUCACCAAGCAACCGCACAAAAAUGCACCACUCAGUCUCUCACACAGGUGAUUAGCUGAUUAGUGGAGUCACAUGACACAGCUCAGGUCAUUCAGACCGACCUUUUGCAAACCCGCCUUUCCCUUGAUUACUACAAAUACUGCUAUUACUAAUUCUAUUAGUAUUACUACAGCUGUUGAUACUACAAAUAACACUAAUACUCGUAUUUCUACUGCAAAUAAUACAAAAAUUACACUUACCACUACUACAUUUAAGUAUCUUCAGCAAUUCUUUUAUAAUCAUUUUAGCUUACAGCAUUCUAACACAUUUUCAGCAGGAAAUGCAUUUUAGAGUCUAAAGAAUUGU